Molecule: messenger RNA, 3075 nt
Organism: Scomber scombrus (Atlantic mackerel)
Lineage: Eukaryota; Metazoa; Chordata; Actinopteri; Scombriformes; Scombridae
Exons: 16
Coding region: 1-2475 (824 amino acids)
Cellular component (GO): early endosome membrane; intracellular membrane-bounded organelle
Molecular function (GO): phosphatidylinositol binding
Source: RefSeq, a predicted model, not a curated record
AUGUUUAGGAACCUGGAUCAGGUGUUUACAUGCAACCGUUUCCUGGUUUCUAUUGGAGUGCUCCAGAAAACAAUUGCAGAGCAUUUGUCUUAUGACUUGACUGAUGAUGAAGGUAACGGGCACGAUGAAGCACUGCAGUCACAAUAUCCACAUGUCAAGAGGUCUCUACAGCAAGUGUUUGAGUGUGCCUACGCUCAGCUGGUUCUGCCUUGGUACGUCGUCCCUGAGCCCUGUGAGCGCCAGCCUCUGCACCAGGUGCUCAGCAAGGAGAUCGACUUCGUAAUCGACCGAAUCAUUGAACGAGCCAAAGACUUUGAUGUUUGCCAGGCGGUCGUGGGCUCCAUUCGCGUUUUGACACAGCACUUGCAUAAUGCGAGGCACUCUGACAGAGAGGUCCUAUUCAGCUCCAGAGUGGAGGAGAUGGCAGUCCUCAGAGAGUUUUCUGAUGCCCUGGUACGUAACCUUUUCUCCAAAUCUCUCUGGGGCCACGAAGUCAACCGCUGUGCCUUAAACGAGAUUGUUGCCUUAAAGGGGCUGGGGCAUUUGGUGACAUGGCUGUCCGAUCCCGACAACCUGAACCAGCUGGUGGUGAGCCAGCUCGACAGCGUGACCCCAAAAGGCUCUGUGGAGGAGCUGUGCGCAUCAGACCCGGAACGAGCCUCUCUGGCUUCACAGGAGGGCGAGGGCAGUGAAGUGAGCUUUGAGGAAGCAGGAAGUUCAACCAUCAUCAGCAUCCAGGGCAAAAGGAAAAGCAACAAAUUAAAAGAGGGAUGGUCAAAAUUUGUAGACAAGAUGAAGACCAAGAAAGCCAAGAAGAAGAAGAUGAAAGGUAUGGAGCAGAAGCUGGUUAUGAGGUUAAUGUGCAACGUGGACGAGGAUGAUGUCAGUAGCAGAGAGGGCUCGGUUCACAGCCAGCAGGACUCUGACGGGGAGGACAAGGAUCUGGAGAAGUACUUGACAAGCGUCCAACAGGACAUGAUGGAAUUCAAGCUGUCGUACGAGAUGUGGUGCGUCGGCUGCUGGCUUGUCAGCAUCCCUCAUGCUGACUGGGGUACUGAGGAGCUGAUCUUUACUGUUCACCUAGAGGAAAAGGACAGCCCUGAGAACCUCCAGUGGGACAUCAGAAAGUCUUACAUGGACAUCAUAUAUUUCCGCAACAGAUGGCAGGACUCGACCAACCUGCCCUCAGUCUUGGUGGUGGAUGAGUCAGAGAUCAACGAUGAGGUCAAAGAAAAAGCAAGACUGUCAGUGGAGCACUUCCUGAAGGAAUUAAUGUCUGAUAAUCUGAUGGGCCACACACAACCGGUUUUUCAGUUCCUCUGCCCACUGGAGAAACUGCUGAAUGAAGAGGAACAUUGUGGAGGCGUGUGGGGGCUUCUGAGCGGCUUGGCUUACUUCCUGACUCCAGGACAAGAAGAAGAUGAGAACUCGAGCCCUCAGACAGAAGCCCAGAAAGAAAUCAUAGUGCCAUCUCCACGACCAGCAUAUCCACCUCAGCCUUUAGAAAACCCAAGUGCCUCAACUGAAAAGGGAAGUGAUGCUACUGGUGUGACAGUGCCAACAAUUCUUAUCUCCCAAUGCAAGUCUCAUUCAGAUCUGCAUGAGGAAGCAGAAGAAGAGACAGAAACCGAAAAGAAAUCUGUCGCAGGCUUAGACUCAAGUGAAAGCUGCUCUCAAGACUCUGAUAAUCCCUUAACCUCUCACUUUAAAAUGAUUUUCAGAGGACUGACCCGAUCCAGGUCACAAGAGUCUCUGGUCUUGACAAGAAAUGCCAAUGAUGAAGACCAUCCUCUUUCAGGUUGCACGCCACACUGCAGCCAAAACGGAGGCUUACAUGGGGAGGGCGCAGAAAGCCCGUCAUGGCUUCAUUUCAGUACAAAGUCCCAUAAAAAGGAGAAGAUAUGUUCCAAAGGUGGAUCUCUCAAACCUAAAGGGAAGGACCAGGGCACUGUGACAAGAGGGGAGGACUCCCAGUUUCAGAACAACAGGGAGCAGCUAGAGACGACCAAAGCCAUAUUUGAUCUGCUGAAAGAAAUAUCUGGAAACUCCAUUCUUAUAAACAUUUUUGAUGCCAUUUUGAAACCGUUCAUGCCGAUCUUAAAAAAGAAAGUGAACACUUUCUUAGACAAGAUCAACCCAACAGAAGCACAGAUGGCCGCAUACAUCGACACUCUGCGUGACAAGCUGUGGCCAGAGUCACCAGCAGCAGCACCUCCUCGACCUCCUCGCACAGACGAGGACAAAAAUGAGGCCAGGGAUCGAGCGCACCACCUCAUUAAUGCUAAAUAUUCAAACUAUCUUGUCCUCAAGAAGACGGAUAUGGAGUCUGUUUUUAAUCUUUUGCAGAACAGUGAAGAAAACAAAAUGCUGGUCUAUAUGCUCCUGUCAUUCCUGUUUCGUGAAUUUUUUCCCAAUGAGCAUUCCCUAAAUGUGAGCGCUGCUGCCCUACAGAAAAUGACCAACUCCAGCACCUGAUCUGUGAAACUGUGAUCUGUGAUCCUGCUUGUGUUUCUCAUGGUACUUUUUUUGACAUUUUAGAACAUGAAAUUAUUUAUUGAAUGUCUGUCUUUAAAUGCCUUUAAAUGUGUUUGACCAUUACUUUAUCAAUGUCAAACACCCUUUUAUGUUGUUUUUACCUCAAACCUAUCAGACAUGCUGUGAAUUUUUUCCUCUGAUUUUUACAGUAUUUUGUUCACUGUCAGUGUGAUAAAUGUAUUUGUGUUUAUUAAAUCAGAAACUAAUUUUGUGGGAGCUGCCUUUUGAAACCUCUUUAUUGUUUAACUCGAAGGAGAAAGUAAACAAUGAUUUUAUAUUACAGUUUGAGUUUCACCCUACACAAUUUCAUGUUAAUGAAUUUGAAUUUCCUAAAAUAUUUUGUCACUUCGAGCACUGUGUAAGGUGAGUUUGUAUUCUGGUUGAUUCGACUCGUAUAUCAAAACAUGCUGUCAAAGGAAACUUGAAAUAAUGUAAAUACUUUGAAUGUAUGCCAAUUUAAAUAUUUUAAUAAAUAUAUUUCAGUCAUAUUUUUGUCUUGGUGUAUUUAAGUUGAGUUUAGACACUGUGAAAGUCUUUGCA